Molecule: messenger RNA, 1050 nt
Organism: Lathyrus sativus (Indian pea)
Lineage: Eukaryota; Viridiplantae; Streptophyta; Magnoliopsida; Fabales; Fabaceae
Source: the annotation of a GenBank genome assembly
AUGGACUCACACAAGCAACUUUUCAUCCUGUUAUGUCUUUCUCUAGUCCUUGUACUUUUUUCAGGGGUGCAAGUUGAGGCCAAGCGUCACAUCAAAUACCAUCCUUCAAAAGAAUUGUUUGUUUUUGGAGACUCAUAUGUUGACACCGGCAACACCCCAAAAAGUAAACCGGGUUCAUGGAAACAACCUUAUGGCAUAACCUUUCCCGGAAAACCUGCCGGAAGAUUUUCCGAUGGCAGAGUCUUAACUGACUUCAUUGCCAAGUAUUUGGGAUUGAGAUCACCAAUUCCCCACAAAUUCAGGAACAUAGUAACUAAGAAUUAUUUGAAGUAUGGAAUGAACUUUGCAUAUGGUGGCACAGGUGUAUUUGAUACAUCAACUUCAGGUCCAAAUAUGACAACUCAAAUCAAUUCCUUCAACCAACUUGUUCAAGAAAAUGUUUAUACUCAAUCAGAUAUCACAAAAUCUAUAGCUUAUGUAUCUGUUGCUGGAAAUGAUUACAAUCAUUACUUGGCCACAAAUGGCUCUAUCCAGGGUUUUCCAUCUUUCAUUGCCUCAGUGGUUAACCAAACCACUACCAAUUUGAUUCAACUCCAAAGGUUAGGGUUUAAGAGAAUUGUUGUUGGUGCUUUACAACCCCUUGGUUGUCUUCCUCAAACUACUGCUCAAAACUCAUUCAAAAGUUGCAAUAGUACAUUCAAUGAUCUUGUAGUUCUCCAUAACAACCUAUUGAACCAAUCUGUGACAAAGUUGAACCAAGAAGCCAAAGGUUACACCACCUUUGUGAUUCUAGAUAUUUUUGAGAGUUUCAGGUCUGUGUUGAAUAACCCUUCGAGCCAUAACAUCAAGGAACGUUUGAAGCCAUGUUGCUUUGGAGUUAGUAGUCAGUAUAAUUGUGGGAGUGUAGAUGAGAAUAAUGUUAAGAAAUAUUUGGUUUGUGAAAAUCCGGAGUCUACUUUCUUUUGGGAUCGGUUGCACCCAACACAGGCUGGUUGGAAUGCUGUGUAUAAUGAGUUGAAGAUUAAAAGUCUUCAUCAAAUUCUAUACUAG